Gorilla gorilla gorilla (western lowland gorilla) is the source of this 277-nucleotide messenger RNA. Its product is annotated as non-histone chromosomal protein HMG-17-like. The transcript has a single exon. Gene Ontology annotation, molecular function: nucleosomal DNA binding. The coding region runs from base 4 to 276 and encodes 90 amino acids. Gene Ontology annotation, biological process: chromatin organization. NCBI's taxonomy places the organism in Eukaryota, Metazoa, Chordata, Mammalia, Primates, Hominidae. Gene Ontology annotation, cellular component: nucleus; chromatin. The record is from RefSeq and is a predicted model, not a curated record.
ACCAUGCCCAAGAGAAAGGCUGAAGGGGAUGCUAAAGGAGAUAAAGCCAAGGUGAAGGACGAACCACAGAGAAGAUCCGUGAGGUUGUCUGCUAAACCUGCUCCUCCAAAGCCAGAGCCCAAGCCUAAAAAGGCCCCUGCAAAGAAAGGAGAGAAGGUACCCAAAGGGAAAAAGGGAAAAGCUGAUGCUGGCAAGGAGGGGAAUAACCCUGCAGAAAAUGGAGAUGCCAAAACAGACCAGGCACAGAAAGCUGAAAGUGCUGGAGAUGCCAAGUGAA